Molecule: messenger RNA, 354 nt
Organism: Apis laboriosa (Himalayan honeybee)
Lineage: Eukaryota; Metazoa; Arthropoda; Insecta; Hymenoptera; Apidae
Product: proteasome assembly chaperone 3-like
Exons: 4
Coding region: 19-354 (111 amino acids)
Biological process (GO): proteasome assembly
Source: RefSeq, a predicted model, not a curated record
AUAAAUAAUAUAAUAAAUAUGAAAGAUCAUGCGUGUGUCGAUAUUCACGGUCAUCAUACCGAUAUUAUUUUGAAAGUUUACAGUAACCGUUUAUUGUUAAUUGUAACACAAUUUAAAAAAUUUGGAUCACUAAUAUCUAUAAGUCGUGGAUCUUCAUUUAAUCAAUAUAAUAAUAGUAUAUAUUCUACUAAGGUAUUAUUUGGAAAAGAUGAUGUUGAAGUUAUAGCAGCUGCCCGCUAUAUAACAGAACAGAUUAAUACAGAUAAACCAUUAUUAAUUUCAAUAUCUUUGAAAAAUUAUGAUUCAAAUAUUUUGAAAACAAUAGUUACAACUAUAAAUGAUAUGAUAGCAUAA